Messenger RNA from Mesocricetus auratus (golden hamster), 2111 nucleotides. It is a transcript of the gene Rhof, whose product is annotated as ras homolog family member F, filopodia associated. Lineage: Eukaryota; Metazoa; Chordata; Mammalia; Rodentia; Cricetidae. The transcript has 5 exons. Gene Ontology annotation, molecular function: GTPase activity; GTP binding. Bases 161 to 796 code for a protein of 211 amino acids. Gene Ontology annotation, biological process: small GTPase-mediated signal transduction; cell migration. The record is from RefSeq and is a predicted model, not a curated record.
AAUUGAGGCAAGGAGGUGAACCCGGGAGGCUGCCUGGCAGAGGUGGUGCCAGCUGCCCGAGGGCGGAGCCUCGUGGCCCCGCCCUACAGCCCCGCCCCCACCCUGUCGCUCAACUGGGCUCUGGCCAGAGCGCAGCAUCCAGCGCUGCGGGCUCUGGGCUAUGGACGCCCCAGGUGCUCCGGCCCCUGCCGCCGCCCCCAGCUCGGCAAGGAAGGAGCUGAAGAUAGUGAUCGUGGGUGACGGCGGCUGCGGCAAGACGUCGCUGCUCAUGGUGUACUGCCAAGGCUCCUUUCCCGAGCACUAUGCCCCAUCGGUGUUUGAGAAGUACACGGCUAGUGUGGCAGUGGGCAACAAGGAAGUGACCCUGAACCUCUACGACACGGCUGGGCAGGAAGACUACGAUCGGCUGCGGCCUCUGUCCUACCAGAACACGCACCUCGUUCUCAUCUGCUACGAUGUCAUGAACCCCACCAGCUACGAUAACGUCCUCAUCAAGUGGUUCCCUGAAGUCACUCAUUUCUGCCGAGGGACCCCCAUGGUUCUCAUCGGCUGCAAGACAGACCUGAGGAAGGACAAGGAGCAGCUGCGGAAGCUCCGGGCGGCCCAGCUGGAGCCCAUCACCUACACACAGGGCAUGACUGCUUGUGAACAGAUGCGAGCUGCACUUUAUCUGGAAUGUUCUGCCAAGUUUCGGGAGAAUGUGGAAGAUGUCUUCAGGGAAGCUGCCAAAGUGGCCCUCAGUGCCCUGAAGAAAGCACAGAGGCAGAAAAAACACAGGAUCUGCCUGCUGCUGUGACCCCGGGGCAGACAGCCCUGAGUGGAACUGUCAUGGCCAGGGACCCAGGCCUAGGCCACUCCUGGGACUCUGCCCCAUCAGAGCCUUCCAGUGCCUGGCAUCUGGGGCUAGCCCCUUGGAGCAUUCUCCAACCUUUUGGGUUCACGCUCUAGUUCAGUGGUGAAUGAUGGUGUCAGACCCACCAAUGUCCCUCUGCCCUGGGAUUGGCACAUGUUCCCAGGCCACAGGAGGGCCCUUGUCACAGCUCCUUCUUGCCCCAGUCAUGCAUUUCCCUUUCCAAACCCAAUUCAUGCUUGAAACUUAAAGACACUGAGAACAUGGGCAAAUGUUGAUCUGCAAUGCUGUUUACAAGAGUUCCAAGCCCACUGUUCCUCUGUCACUGUCUCCCUGAGCUCCUGAGAUAGGCUUGGCUACAUCCUCCAGCCUCUUCCUUCUUCCCCCUCAGGAACCCGGGGCCACAGCCUAUCAGGAGAACCCAGGCAUCAAGCCGGACAUGGGGCUGGCACCAGCUAGCUGCUCGAUUGGUACCACACUGAAGACUUUUGUCUUAGCCUGAGACAGAUGUUCAGAGGCCUAAGAACAUCUCAAAAGGUCAAAAUAUACUCAGGCCAGCCAAGCCUCCCACCCAAUCCCUGCUUCAGGUCCCACCUCCAAACCCCCAGUAGACUUCCACUGGGGACUCCUGUCAGGGGCCUCAGGGAAAUGGGCUCUCUGCCCAGACCAUUCCCCAUCUGUAAAUGGCCAGGAUCGGGUCAUUGGAGUAGUCAAGCUCUCAUCUUCUACCCGAUUCAGUCUCUUGCUCCUACCAGAGUGUGGGGCUCAGGAAUGGACUAUCCCUGCCUCCUUCCGGAACUGACAUGGUCAUCCCUGGCCACACUGGACAAUUUUCCAGAACUGGCCUGCUGACCACCAGUGUCUACGACAGCAAGAUUCUUGAGUUCUGACAUUUCCUUCCGGAAGGUCUAGAGUCUACAUUUCAGAACUUCUCAAGCCAAGGGUCCCAGGUGGUUUUAGUGCCCCCAAGAGGAAGUCAGCAUCUCCCAAGAAGAAACCAUGACCUUGGCUGGCCCAACCUUCCCAGUACCUGGACUCAGCCCCUAAAGUCAGGUUGCCAAGGAGAGACUUCAGAUCCCCUUCCCCCAAGUGCCCCAGGGCCUGUGGUCCCCUGCAGAGCCAACCAAGGACUACUUGUUUUCUCAGAUUCAAAGGCCUUGUGAAUAAAAUUAUGGUGUAGGGCAGAGGUCAACAAAACACAGCCUGUGGGCUACAUGUGGCCACUGCCUGUUUUUGUAAAUAAAGUUUUAUUCAACCGCCA